Anoplopoma fimbria (sablefish) is the source of this 2200-nucleotide messenger RNA. It is a transcript of the gene leng1, whose product is annotated as leukocyte receptor cluster (LRC) member 1. Lineage: Eukaryota; Metazoa; Chordata; Actinopteri; Perciformes; Anoplopomatidae. The record is from RefSeq and is a predicted model, not a curated record.
UACUGCAGCCGUCAGCAGGAGCAGCUCUUAUCCCACCAACUUAGUGAUAGUAUAUUAGUCCUUUUUUGUUAAUGUUACAUUGUUGAAAAGACAAGUUUAUUGUGAGGGAGCGAGCUAAGUGUGUCUCCUCGCAGCGGUGUCGUUAACGUGUUGCGUUGAGUUGGGAGGUAGCACACCUUGGCUAACGUUAGCUGACCGCAACAGCAACACCAACACGUCGGAGCUGCUAACGUGCAGUAUCAGCAGUCACUAAGGCAACGAUGAACAUCCUUCCGAAGAAGAGCUGGCACGUCCGCAACAAAGACAACGUCGCUCGCGUGCGGAAGGACGAGGCCCAAGCAGCAGAGGAGGAGCGCGAGGCCCAGCGUCGCGUGGAGCGUGCAGAGCAAGAGGCUCGUACAGAGUAUCUGAGAAGGAAAUCCCGAGCAGCUCUCCCUUCAGCAGGAGAAAAGAAGGAAGAAGAUGACAAUGAUGGAGACGAACGGAGUGGAGGAAGUGGAGUUCUGGAGCACCUCAAUCUUUUUCCCCUUGAGGAGUCCUCAGAGAAGAAGGGGAAUGAGGAGUAUCUCAAAGAGAAGAAAGAUGAACAGGAGAAGCAGGAACGAGCUAUCGGCUUGCUGGUGUCUCUAGGACCCCAACCAGGCACCGAAGUCACUCCGUGGUACAUGAAAACUGGCAAAGAAAAAGAAGAAAAGAAAAAAAAAGAAGAGAGAAAAGAAAAAGAACAGAAGAAGGGAAUAAGUGAAGAGGAGAAGCAGAAGAGAGAUCGCAGAUUGAAAGAUAGUUUAGACCCAUUGAAAGAAAUGAAGAAAGCGCUCGCUGUGAAGGACAGAAAAUACAACAACAGCAAGAAAAAGUACAACAGAGGAGCAGGGGAAAAGAGGAGCAGUGGAGAGAGCUCCAUAGAAAGGUUACGUGCUGAGCGCUUACAGAGGGAGGCUGAGGAAAGGAGGAGAACCCAGGCUCUGCUCGACCAGAGGAACGGCAAAAGGAAGGAGCCAGGGAAGGAGACAACUGAGAGGGAGAUGCCCUACAACAGUGCUUAUUUCCCAGAACUUGCCCGAAAGCGUCAAAGGCGGGAUCGAGACAGCUGGAGAGAUGAAAUAUUAAAAUCAUGAACUAUCUUUUAUUGGUCGAGUGUGAUCCGUGCUGGAUAGUCAGUGGACAAAUAUUGACAGCAGUUUUUCAAAAUGAAGCAAAUGUAAAAUGUCCAGAGGAAAGAAGGUAAGAUGGUAGGUUUAAAGCCACAUUAAGAACAUACUUUUAAAGCGGCUUGUGGGCCUCAUUUUCUUUUCAUUUUUGUUCACCCACAAGGUCAGAGGUCAGUUAAAGUUACCUUUAUCGCCUGCAGCGUUUCGCUCAUGAUCACGUCAGCGGGGCAGAUGGUUGUCAUCACAGGGGGCCUGAAGCUCUCCAUCAGCAGUAUUGUUUAUACUAAUGCUAAAAUUCAAAGAGAUUGAAGGGUGGUAGAAAAUCUGCACACACUGAAUUAAGAAGUCUUUCAGUAAAGACAAGAUAAACCGGAGAGUAAAGCUGAAACAAUUAGGCAAGAAAUCAAUUAGUUGAUGGCAGAAAAUGUAUAAUUUCACAAAUUUUCAAGGUGAAUUGCCAACAAUUCUCUACUUUCAGCUCUUCUUUGUCAUAUUUUACUUUAGCUGAACUUAUUUGGGUUUUGGACUUUUGGUAGGAUAAAACAAAACAUUUGAAGAUGUGUUAUAGGAAUCUCUACCAAAUGAACAUUUCUACAUUUUAUUUUUAAAAGUCAUAUCAACUUUUUCACAAACAUGGUUAUAAAUGUCACAGUAGGAAAUGCACAGGUAUAAAUAUGAAAUAACACUAGCUGAAUUCUCUUUAGUCCUAGUAUUUUGCAUGCUGGCUCACUGUCACGACUCACUGGGACAGAAGAUGGAACGAAGCCGUUGUAUAUUUUAUUAGGAACACCUGGGAGUCAAAAUGUCUGCUUUUCAAUUUCCUAUUGCAUCAUAUACCAACACCAAUAACCAACACAAAAGAUUGAUAUUAACUUGUUUUUUUUCAUCGCUGUAAAUUAUUUAAAAAAUAAAUGUGAAAAUCUCACAUAGCUGAAAUAAAAACUUUCACGAGUGAUAUAAUGUUCUGUUUUUUGUGGUGCUGAUAAGUUGUAUUGGGCUAUACAUAUAUUUAUUUUAUGUUGUGCUGCAGUCUCCAAAUUGGCCUUCGA